CGAAAUGGCAUAUCCCAAGCCUCGGGGCUUCCUGGCCGAAAAGGGGCCCUUCACCCACCGGGAUGCUGCCCAUGAGGGCAAGUUUGCUCGCAACCAGGAGGCCGAACAGAUGCGGGUCCUGCGACAAAGGUUGUCGGAGCAGCGAGGACGGAUUGACGAGUUGGAGAACUACAUGUCCCAAUCGAGAAUUCGCUAGACCAGACGCAGUGAAGCAGCACUAAGAGCGCCA
Molecule: messenger RNA, 229 nt
Organism: Aspergillus campestris IBT 28561
Lineage: Eukaryota; Fungi; Ascomycota; Eurotiomycetes; Eurotiales; Aspergillaceae
Exons: 3
Coding region: 5-196 (63 amino acids)
Biological process (GO): negative regulation of ATP-dependent activity
Cellular component (GO): mitochondrion
Molecular function (GO): ATPase inhibitor activity
Source: RefSeq, a predicted model, not a curated record